Messenger RNA from Oenanthe melanoleuca, 7438 nucleotides. It is a transcript of the gene KNL1, whose product is annotated as kinetochore scaffold 1. The record is from RefSeq and is a predicted model, not a curated record. Gene Ontology annotation, biological process: protein localization to kinetochore; attachment of spindle microtubules to kinetochore; cell division. Gene Ontology annotation, cellular component: nucleus. NCBI's taxonomy places the organism in Eukaryota, Metazoa, Chordata, Aves, Passeriformes, Muscicapidae.
AUGGCAGCAACGAGGCGACCUGUGGAGGCCGCCAUGUUGUACGGCACAAGGGGGCGCCAUGUUGUACGGAGCUGGGGGCAGCAGUUGCACGGCGCCAAUGUGUCGUCACGGGCGCGGGGCGGGCCGUUGGAUUUGAACGGGGCGGCGGCCGGGGAGCGGGAACCUGGAGCAGGGACCCGGAAACCGGGAUUCGGGAGCGGGGGGCCCGGAGCUGGAGGAAAAGCACAUCCUUCAGCAAUGGACAAGAUUUACACAGACCCUAACAUGGAAAAUGAUAACACAGAACACAUUAGAGGGAAGCGUCUGUCCUCUAUUUUAAAGGCUCCACGAAAUCCUCUCGAUGAUCUGGGAAAUGGGAAUGAAAUUACCCAGGACAUCCACACGGAGAGACGCAGGAGGAGCUCGCGCAGGGUCAGCUUCGCCAACACCAUCGACUGCAGAGUCUUCCAAAGAGAUCUUAAGAGCAGCACAUCAGAGACAAAAAAUACAGGGUGUUCAGCAGAUGGGAAGGAUGAUACCUUGACUGAUGAGAAUGAAGACCCUGGGGCUGUUUCAUGUGAGAUCACUGGGAUGAGCACUUUGCUUCAUGCCCCCAUCCAGGCCUUGGGGCAGCAGACUGAGUGGCAUGAUGUGGACCAUGGGGCUCCAAGGACGGACAGGAUGGACACCACCCUCCUCUUCUCGGAGGAGAACGAGAUGGAGAUGACAGCCAGUCACACAGCCGUGAUCUCACGGAACCUCAGAGCCCCCCAGCCUGACAGAACCGAGAAAAUCGACUUCAACUCCUUCUUGGCUAAGCUCAACCCCAGCCAGGGGAAGGCAGAAACCAGCAAGGAGCUGAGUUUGCUCUCUGACCCCACAAACCAUCCGGGCCCCUCUUCGGAACAGAAGGAAGAAGCCACUACUGUGAAAAAAAUAGAUUUUGGUGAAUUUCUGCUGAGGCUGAAGUCAAACAAUCCUGCUGAGACACCUGACAAUGACAGUGUUUUCUGUGCCCCUUCCCAAGGCUCGGGAGACCUGACACAACUGUCUGGGGAAUUUGGGUAUUCCCACGAGCUGCCAGACACCUGCAAUGUGACAAAAGUGUUCCGGGGCCGGGAAGGUGGGAUGGAGAUGACAAAAUGUGAGGCAGCUGAUGUUAAAAUUCCAUUUGCUGGCGUCAGGGAGGCUCCACCAGAGCAGUGGGAAUGUGCAGAUGUCACCCAGGCGUUUGCAGACGAGGGCAUGGACGUGACAACCAGUCACACUGCAAAGGUGUCCUUUGCUCUCUCCACUGUUGGGAACCAAAGUCUCAACUUCCCAAAGGAUUUCCCACCCACAGAGAUAGAUAGCUCUGUGUUCAGGAGAGCAUCUAAUCACAACUUAAAUGUUCAGCAGGACCCUCAGCUUUGUGCAGACACAAAAACAGCAAAUGCUGAAGGCAGAGGAGACCCCUCAGUGCUGCGAGCUGGGAAACAGGAGGGCAGGGCAUUGACUGCCAUCCAGGGAUCUGUUUCAUCCGAGACCGUCUUCAGAGGGGACAAAACUGUUGUGUUUUCCAAGUGUGAUGACAUGGAAAUGACUGGGAAUUACACAGACAUCAUCUAUAUGGCCAGCACCACAGAAGAGGACAGUUCAUGCCAUAAAGCCUGUGUAAAGCCAGUGAGCACCAACCCUCCACUCACAGGGAGCAGAUCCCCGGCAUAUGGCAGCAUCCCAAAGGGUCUGGCACCUGGAGAUAAUCCUGCUGCUGGGCCCUGUAAAAUCAGUGCACUUGAACUGUCUUCAGCCUCAAGUGGACACAUGGAAAACGUGUCCCAGGCUCGUGGUCCUGCUGCAGCCAGCACUGGGUUUGGCUCACAUACGCAGUCGGUGGCUGGCAGUGUUCUGAAGAGCAGGUUUGAUCCCUCUGCAAACCCCCAGCUUGUUUUUUCAGGUGAGAAGACAGUAAUAUUCGCAGGAGAAGACAUGGACUUGGCUAAAACCUGUGUUAAGGAUGGUGGAAUAAGUGUUGAUAAUGAACAUGACACUGUAGUGUUCACCUCUGUGACCUGCAAGCCUCAUUUCCUGGGUAACAGAUCCAUGUCUUCCAAUGUAACUGAGCAGGAAGAAAUGGAAAUAACAAGAUGCCACACUGUUUUCUUUGAUGGCCAAAGCAGUGGGAUAACAGCAGAACCAAAACAAAUGCCCUGUAAAACCAUUCCAAGAAAGAACCAGAACAAAAUUGUCACUGAGGGUGACAUAUCUGCAUAUUCUGUAGAUAUGGACAAGGAAAAUGUUUAUGUGAGGAAUAUUGAUGGGAAUAUUAAAAAGAGCCAACCUAUUGAAAGGAGUGCUCAAGAUACUCAGGUGAUAAUGGCUGAUGAGAAGCUUGGAAAAACCAACUUCCAGGCAAGUGAUCUGAAUUCCUGUGCCAAGAACACGUCUUUGUUACAAGAGCAAAACAGAGGAGUCCCCAAGAAUGUUGUCACUAACACCAGUGCAUCCCUGUUCCUGCAAAGCCAAGGAGUUGUAUCACAGCCUCUGGAAAAAAGCCUUUCAGAUUUCUGCACAAAUGACACAACACACAUGUUUCUAGGUGAUCAAAGCAUGGACAUAACCAAAGCUCAUCCUGCUGCCUUUGAGAUUGCUCCUGUUAACACUGAACAAGAAUCCAGUAAUUAUAAUCAAAAUGCUGCACUAUCCAAGCAGCUGCAAAACCAGCCCUUCCCAUUUUCCAGUCAUCCUGGCGUGGAUAUUGUGAGUCAAACUGCAGCAAUGGAAUGUGAGGACUUGAAAAUGAACACCAGUAAGCAAAUUGUUACUGCUUUGGCUCCAAGUGGUUCAUUUUCUUUCAGUAACAAUCCUGCUCCCUCUGGAAUGAGAGGAAAUCAACAGUUUGGAACAGGAAUAGGAAUAAAUGCAGACAGCCAAAACUCAGAGAGGCAAGAGGAACCUGUGAGAGCACUAAGCAAAACAUUGCCAGCCGAAGGAGACUCUGACAGACAUUUUUCCAUGGGUGAAACAUGUUCUUCAAGAGAGGAUUUUAAAACUGCUCCCUCAGCUCAUGGGCUGCUCCAGAGGGGUGAGGAAGAACCAGUGUGGGCCAGGACAUCUGAGGCACCCAAGGGAAGUUCCCAGCUGUCUGUCUUUGGAGAAAAGUCUGUUGAGCAUCCCUGUGGUGAAAACAUGGACACGACUGGCAGGUGUGUGGUAAUGGUUCCAGAUAACACCAUCAACGUUUUGUCACAAAGCAAAGCAGCACCUGGAUGCUUUGAUCAAGGUGGGAAUGAAACAGUGUCCUUACAAAAAGAGGCCACGAUGACAAUGCCAGUGGAGCGGGGUGGGUGGGAGGCUGCAGGUGGCAGAACCAUCAGUUUUGCUCCAGCUGAGGAUAUGGAGAUCACCACCACUCACCCAGCACAGCAGAGACAGCCCAUCCUAGCCAUUCCUGCUGACAAAACCAUCGUGUUUGCCCAAGGCCAGGAGGACAUGGACAUCACUGCAUCCCACACCGUUGCUGUCAGUAAGAACAUCCAUGGGUUUGAGAGCCAGCAGCCACCACAGGACGUGCAUGGUGGUUUGGUGCCCUGCAGAGGCGAAAUGGAUUCCUCACAGUAUGCCACAGAACCUAAGGAUAAGCCCAGCAUUCCCUCUUCUGCUUCCUCAGACUCAGCAUUUCCUAGUGAGAAAGGAGCUACCCAGGUUCCCAGUGGCACAAAAACUAAUUCCAUUUAUUCUGUCUCUCUUCAGGAAAGUCCUGUGUGUGUGGGAGCACAGGAUCAUGACCUUCCCACAGAUAAUUCAGUCCUUGUAAGCAGGGAGCAGGAUGUCACACCACCAGAAAAACUGCAAUCAAAGGGAGUAUCUUUCGAGUUCCAAAGUGAGGGCCCUGUGGAUCACAGGGAAGAAAGUGGCAGUUUGGGAUCCUGUGUUGCCUUUCCCAUGCAGGGAUCAAAUCCUUGGAAGGAUCAUCCAGAUGCCCCUGGUACUCAGAGAAACCAGUUAGUGGAAGAGGAUUCACCUCACUGUGGAGAUUCAGAUUUGGGCUUGGCUGGAGCAAACCUCCUUCCAGCUGCUAACAAGGAAUCCAAGAAAAAUGAGGAGCUGUCAGCUGAAGGGGAGGUGCCUCCAAAAGACUUUCAAAUAAACUCUGAACAAACUAGGCAACCUUUGAUCAGUGAUGGUUCAGGGGAUCAGGCACAUCCAACUCUUGCACCAGAAGCCUCACGUACUUUAGGUAUUUGUUCAAAAGUGCUAGAUAUGACAAGGAAAUCUGUUUCUGUUUCCAAAACUGCUUCUUCUGACCAAUUGCCCAGUUUCUCAGCUCAGCCAGAGGAUACCCUGAGGUUGGGAGAAAACACUGCCAGUGAAGCAAAUAACUUACUUGAUACCAAAAAGCAGGAGAACACAGGUCUGGAAUCUGGAGCUGAUCCCAUAGGAAUGGCACCUAAGGAUAAAUAUCCAGGAAUAAAUAUCCCUCUGGGUAUUUUCCAGCCUAAAUUACCAAACAAGAGGAAUCGUGUUUCCAGUGCACAAGACAUAAAUACAAAAUCAGACAGAGUAGAAGCCCCAGCUCCAACAAACACCAGUGAAACCCCAGGUAACAAGUCCAGCAGGCAGAACUUCAGUCCUUUUCAGUUCAUAGCAGAAGAAUUUCUCCCUGUGUGCCUGGAGGAAAUGGAUUCCAAUGAAUCUGUCAGCUCUGAACUCAUGGAAAACGCUUGGGAUGAUAAAAAUAAAAACCAAAUCCCCCACUCUGAAAAGGAUCCAUUUGAAGAGACAAGAACUUGCAACAUGAAAAGAGCUUUAGGACACACUGAGGAGGAUCUACAAAGCCCAAAGAAGGCCAAGAGGGAUCGAGAUGUGGAUGCUGGGGCCUCUCAAAACUUGGAGGACCAAGCAGAAGUUGAUGCAGCUGGAGAACCUCUAAAUCUCUCAGCUAAAAGUCCUGUGUGUCCUCAGGCCAGCACCAGCAGCUCCCUGGAUUCUGUGAAGGCUGACGUAGAGUCAACAAUCCAGCGCAGCAGUCAGAUGCAGUCCCAGCUCCUCACAGACAGCAUUUGUGAAGAAAAUUUAUGGGAGAAAUUUCAGAGUGGUACUAUCACAGUUGGGGAGUUUUUUAGCCUCCUUCAAGUCCAUGUCGUGAUUCAGAAGCCCCGGCACAGCCAGCUUCCAGCCAGUUGUGCAGUCAGUGCACCUCCCACUGCAGAGGCUCUCAUCUACAGCCAGUACGUUCACCGGCCCAAGCUGAGGAUUUAUGAGGAGGAUUGCCAGGACCUGUGUCAGAAAAUUGAGGAGUUAAAACCACAUGUGACUGUCCUGGAUCAGCCCCUGGUGAAUGUGAUCAGGAGUUUGUGGGAAGUAAUGAGAACCUGCACUGAUGAAGAGCUGAGCAUGUUUGGAGCAGAACUGAACAAGAUGAAAUCCUGUUUCACCAAGGAAGCUAAAAUCUUGUCUCACAAUGAGAAGGAGACAUUGUACAGGAAACUGCUGCAGAGUGCUGAGGAGCAAUACAAAAAGCUCCAAUCAAGAAUACAAAAGGUGGAUGACUGGAUGAAGGAGGCAGAGAGCUCCGUGGUUACUCUGGAAUCAGAUUCCUUUUGGGAUGAAGAGGAAGCUGGCUGCAGUGCUGGAACAGCAGGAGGGCAGAACAUACAGGAAGAAUUGCAAAGCAUCACAGCCCAAGAAGAGGAACUUCUGAGAGAACUGUCAGAGAUGGAUGCUGAGGAUGAGCUUGAUUUGGCUGAGAUGGAGAAGCUCAAGAAGAAUGAAAGGGCCUGCCUGGAAAUCCUGAAGAAAUAUGACUUCACUGAGUGGGAGUUGGUGGAAUGGAGUGAGCAGCAAGCUGUCUUUAAUUUUCUCUAUGAUUCUGUGACACUCACAGUCGUGUUUGGACCCCCAAUAGAUGGUGAAUUUUUUGCCGCACGUCCUUCCAGAAGCAUCGUUAGCCUGGACUUUGAAUCUUUCCUGGAUGAGGAACAAGCUCCACCCUCCUCGUGUUUAGUCCAAAAACUCAUCUUCCAGUUUAUUGAAAGUCGGGGAAGCUGGCAGGAAAAGUGUCCCACACUGUGCAACUUGCCUCAGGCUCUCUUUGACAUCUCCUUGGUGGUGAAUCGCUGCAAAAUCUUGGGAGAGGAGUUGGAAUUUCUGCAGAGGUGGGGUGCAAAAUUCCAUCUCCUGGAGACAGAUAUCAAAGGCACAGAGGUGAAGCUUCUGUUCUCCUCUUCGGUGGCUUUUGCAAAGUUUGAGUUGACUCUGGCUCUCUCUCAUGAUUAUCCAUCUGCUGUACUUCCCUUUGGGGUCCAAACCCACAUUGGGAAUAUCGGGGAAAAGGAAAUUGCUGCUGUUCUCUCCAGAGUUCCAGCUGGACACCACUAUCUGCAGAGAAUAGUCAUCUCCAUCCAUCAGAAUCUGCUCCAGGGUCCCAGAUGAUCUGCUCCAUCCACAGGCAGGACUGAAGCAGUCAAAAUGGGUAGUCUGUGAGUUUAGUCUUAUGAGAAUUCCAGCUGUGUCUCCCUGAAACAGGAAUGCUGUCACCCACUCAGCUCUAGUAUUCCUGCCUGUUUAGUAUCCUUGUGGCUUAGACCAAGUAGAAUGUUUGGUGUAGGCUACAAGUUUUACAAAAGCAGGGUGUCUAAAGAGAAGAAGGAAAUUCCUAGAUCCCUUGUAAAUUCAAGGUGCCUUUUAUCUUCUGUGAGUCACUGGUGGUCAUUCCUGGCACACAGUCAUGAUUGGAUACUCAUUCCAAGCAUGGAUAUUCUUCUGCCAUUGCCCAUAAAUUUUGUCACUUACAGAGCUCUUUGACAAAGCAAUGAUGAGUGUGCUCUAAAUUAUUACAACUGGAAUUUACUUUUGCUGUUAUUUCACUACCACGUACAGUUUAACAGAUCCCACCACAUCUGGUGUUUAUCCAUUGCCUGGCACCUCUCCCAGGCCAGACACUAUAUCCCAGCAUCUAAUUAAUUAACCAGUUAACCUAUAGCAAUUAACCCCAGUCACCAAAGUCAGAAACAUUUUUGGAAUUAAGGCUAAAAAUCCCUGUGCUUGCCCACAGACUUUGGGAUGCAGCAGCCUCAAAGCCAUCACUGUGAUUCUCUGGCUGAAUUUCCUUCUUUGCCUUAGUCCAGCACUAUCUCUGGGUGCUGGGGCGCUGUCUCAGUUUGGAAUGCCAUGGAAUUUCAGCAAGGAGACUGAACUCCUUAAACCUGGGAGUAUCUGUGGGCUCUAGCCUGGUUUUGUGUAUAAUUUUGUGUAUUAUGUGAGUCUUGCUGUUGGAACUUGCCCUGACUGUGUUGCUGAGCCAAAGCACCAACCCUGGCUCAGCUCUCAGUUCUGCAGCUGCAAAUCUUUGUGCCCUGUAAAAUAUGUUGAAUUUAAAAAUGUUUUCCUGUAUUGUAGUGUUUAUAUAUUUUGUCUUUUUAUGGAGUUUGUGUCUGUUUGAAAAGUGGAAGUUUAAUAAAGAUUGGAUUUAUCACUC